Lontra canadensis (Northern American river otter) is the source of this 1027-nucleotide messenger RNA. RefSeq names its product MRG domain binding protein (gene MRGBP). Gene Ontology annotation, cellular component: NuA4 histone acetyltransferase complex; nucleus. Bases 80 to 688 code for a protein of 202 amino acids. Lineage: Eukaryota; Metazoa; Chordata; Mammalia; Carnivora; Mustelidae. Gene Ontology annotation, biological process: regulation of transcription by RNA polymerase II. The transcript has 5 exons. The record is from RefSeq and is a predicted model, not a curated record.
CUCGCCCGGCAAGUGCGCCUGCGCGGAGGCCGUGGCCGCGCCCGCUCCCGCUGGGGGCUCGUCGCUGGGCGGCCGGGCCAUGGGGGAGGCCGAGGUGGGCGGUGGCGGCGCGCCGGGGGACAAGGGGCCGGGGGAGGCGGCCACCAGCCCAGCCGAGGAGACGGUGGUGUGGAGCCCCGAGGUGGAGGUGUGCCUCUUCCACGCCAUGCUGGGCCACAAGCCCGUCGGUGUGAACCGACAUUUCCACAUGAUCUGUAUUCGGGACAAGUUCAGCCAGAACAUUGGUCGGCAGGUCCCAUCCAAGGUCAUCUGGGACCAUCUGAGCACCAUGUAUGACAUGCAGGCGCUGCACGAAUCUGAGAUUCUUCCAUUCCCAAACCCAGAGAGAAACUUUGUCCUUCCCGAAGAAAUCAUUCAUGAAGUCCGAGAAGGAAAAGUGGUCAUUGAAGAAGAAAUGAAGGAGGAAAUGAAGGAAGAUGUGGACCCCCACAACGGGGCUGACGAUGUUUUUUCGUCUUCAGGAAGCUUGGGGAAAGCAACAGAAAAGUCCAGCAAAGACAAGAAUCCUCCGGACUUGGGGUCCAAGGAAGGGGCGGACAAGCGGAAGCGCAGCCGGGUCACCGACAAAGUCCUGACGGCGAACAGCAAUCCCUCCAGCCCCAGCGCCGCAAAGCGGCGCCGAACGUAGUCGUGGCUCAGCCACGGCAGGGGGCCGGGGCACUGCUGUCACCCGGCCAGACACCCCCAGCCCGCCGCCUGCCCUCAGGCACCUGGGGCUCCCGCGGGGCCGCCUGUGACCACCUGGGGCUCCGGGGUGCCCUGAGAGACCAGAGCUGGCUCAGUUGUGGAGAGCCGGGGUCUGGGCCCGUCUCCCCCGCACCGGCGGGUGAGCCCCAGCUAUGCUGGCCGCCGGCCGGGCUGUGGUCCGGGCUCCACAGAGCAGAGCGCGGGGCAUGAGCAGGACAGCUGGAGUGAUGAACAGGGUGCCGGCUCUGUCUUUGGGGAGCGCUGGUCUUGCUGGAGGACG